Monopterus albus (swamp eel) is the source of this 8629-nucleotide messenger RNA. Its product is annotated as latent-transforming growth factor beta-binding protein 2. The record is from RefSeq and is a predicted model, not a curated record. The coding region runs from base 476 to 6577 and encodes 2033 amino acids. Gene Ontology annotation, molecular function: calcium ion binding. NCBI's taxonomy places the organism in Eukaryota, Metazoa, Chordata, Actinopteri, Synbranchiformes, Synbranchidae. The transcript is spliced from 41 exons.
ACAGUCGACAAGGGGGAGUUUCUUCUUGCAAAGCGCAUGCAAUCCCUACAAAAAUUCCCGGUGACUUCAGAUCCAAGGAGGUGGUGAUAUUCACGAGAGCACGAUACAAACUCUCUCACUUGGGUACCAGUACAGUUUCAGUCCUGGAGCCAACGCACUGCUCUUUUUGCGUCUCUUUUCUUGUUUAACAUAAGCUAAAAUAGAUUUUAAAAAGCGCUGGAAGGAGCACAGCAUAGAGCUUCUCAUUUUUGGACUGUAGAUAGGUGUUGAUUUCAUAACCUGAAACUUUCGGCGUUAGUCUUACCUGGGCAUUAUGAAGAGGUAUCCAGGCUUUUUCACUGCUGUGAGAGGAUGCCUUAUUGUUAAGCUCAGUAGCUAACCGCGUAUUCUUUUUAAAUUUUUGCUCAUAUUUUAGUGGCUCUUGAUAAAAUUGUAACGUGAUCUGCCCAUUUUCGCGGUAGUUUCAAAACUUUGCAUGCCCAAUAUGGACCGCACAAGAUUAGCUGUUUUAAUGAUUUUGACUGCUGCAUUCGUGCGAGUUGGUGACAGUCACAGGGACCCAGCAGGUGGGAGGAAAGAGAGUGAGAGGGCAGACCCGGCGCCCUGGGACCAGCAGCACUCCCGGGUCAUGAGCAUGGGUCAUUUGCCAAGGGGACUGGAAGACGGUGCAUCCUUCGGACUAUUCGGUGAAACCGCUCUUGGGACCGGCCAGUCUCGGACUCUGGCCCGCAUGCCUAGGGGCACAUCAUCUCAGGAGAAUGCCAGGCACACACCCAAAGCAGAGCCAGCUCAUGCUGCAGGCGCCUCCUGGGAUAGUCAUGCCUCUGCGCCACGGGAUAGUGCGCUGCGCACCGCCAAGCACACAGGCGGCCAGCAGCACAGAGCCAGAAUGAACCGCAGGCAAAGCAACAAGUCCAGCUCUGCCAGCAAAGGAAGGCUUACUGGACCUAAUGUCUGUGGAGGUCAGCAGUGCUGCUCCGGUUGGGCGUUCGCACCAGGAACAAGUCGCUGCAUAAAACCUGACUGCCAGCCCCCCUGUCAAAAUCGUGGCUCCUGCAGCCGGCCACAUACCUGUGUGUGUCGCUCAGGCUUUCAGGGGCCCCGCUGUCAGAAAGUGGCCCCGGAGCAGGUGUACAUCCGUGAGGGAGGCUCCCUGAGGCGCAUUCAACCCGGCACCAACCCCUUCCAGAAAGACCAAGAACAGAGAAGGCCCUCAGAAAGGCAGGUGGAGACCCCACAACCUGCAGCCACUAGACAUCCUGUGACCCAAGUGAGACAGGGACCCUCUGACUCCUCCCGUCAGCAGAGCGGGACCUCCCGCACUGUGAAACGUUAUCCGGCAUCCUCCGGGCCUAUCACCUCCAAUGCUUUACCCGGUGGCAAUGGCUACGCUAACAGCCACGGUGGUGAGCACAGGAACUGGCACAGACACAGAAAUGGGCAAAGCAGCGGGCAGCCCUCCAACACUCACAGGCUGAACAGUGACAAGCAGCUGCACGAUGCAAUUUUACCUGCAGGGGCCAACCUCACUUCCAGCCUGGACCGCAUUAAGAUCGUUUUCACGCCUAUGCUGUGCCGUAGGGUGUGCAGCAACGGCCACUGCUACAACAGCUGUGAGAAGGGAGAGGUUACCACUGUCUACAGUGAGACCUCACAGCAGCAGCCGUCAAAGAACCAGGGCUUCAGACUCUUCUUCUGUCAGAUCCCCUGCUUAAACGGAGGCCGAUGCAUUGGCAGGAACCUGUGCUGGUGUCCAUCAAACUCAACAGGAAAGUUUUGUCACCUGCCAGCCCCGCAUCCUGUCAGACCCACCCCUCACAGACGCAAGGAUACCAGCCACCACUCUAUGUACACGCUGCCACUGUCCAAUCAACUAGUGUCUCUCCACCCAUCCUUGGUGAAUGUAUAUGUUCAGCACCCUCCAGAGGCAGAGAUCCAGAUCCACCAAGUAGCUCGGGUCCAGACUGAACAGAGACCAACUACCACAGAGGGGACUCACUCUGUCCAACAGCGCUCCCAACCAGGGAAUGGACACGAACACACUGAUGAGCAGAGCACCAGGCACCCACACACCAAUGAGAAUGGAAAUGGUCAUGACCAUGCCAGACCGCAGAACCGUCAGAAUGGACAUGUGGGAAGAUGCUUUCAGGAAACAGUUGAUGGACAGUGUGGCAAGCCUCUGCCAGGACUAACCAAACAGGAUGAUUGCUGUGGAAGUGUGGGCGCCUCCUGGGGGCUAAACAAGUGCCAGAAGUGUCCAGCCAAACCAGCUUAUACAGUGAUUGCGAAUGGACAGGUGGAAUGUUCCAAAGGGUUUAAAAAGACAAAUUUCACACACUGUCAAGACAUCAAUGAGUGCCAAUUGCCUGGAAUCUGUAAGAAUGCUGAAUGUCUCAACACCAAAGGAAGCUACAGGUGCACAUGUAAACCAGGCUACAUGUUAGAUGCCGCCAGGAGUCACUGUGUCUCGGACAAAGCAGUGUCUGACCAGAGGGCACUGUGCUACCGAUCAGUAUCAGCAGGCGCAUGCUCUCUGCCACUUGCUCAACACAUCACCAAGCAGAUCUGCUGCUGCAGCCGAGUGGGCAAGUCUUGGGGACCUGGGUGUGAGCGCUGUCCUUUACCAGGAUCAGAACAUUUCAAGGAGAUCUGCCCAGUUGGUCAUGGAUAUACAUACUCGCGCUCUGAUGUGCAGAUUUCUCUCAGACAGCUGGAGGAAGAUGAUCUGCAGAGCACAGGAGUAUCAUGGGAGGAGCCUCCGUCCCAGCCUUCACUGUGGCCCAGCUGGCCACAGUUCCCCAGCUACCCACAGACACCACAAGUACCGCAGUACCCUGAGGUGCCACAAGUACCCCAUUAUCCUCUGACGCCACAGCUGCCUCUCCAUCCCUCACACCCAGCCAGAGAGGCAUCUAAACAGCCAGAAGAUGUGGAAAUUCUGAGCCCGCCAGCUGUUGUGACUGACUCACCACUGAACUAUCCAGAAAUGUCUCCAGACUCUGGCAUCAUCAACCUGAGGCCAGAUUCAAAGGACACAACUCAAACAGACUCAGCCACAGGUAUUGACAAGUGUGUCACCAUCCCCACCAUAUGUGGUCAUGGAAAAUGUAUUCCCGUGCAGACCGGCUACACCUGCCAGUGUGAACUCGGCUUCAAGCUCAGUGCACUGCAGACCAACUGCAUUGAUGUGAAUGAGUGUGACGAGGACCCGUGUGAGGGGAAGGGCCGCUGUAUAAACAGCUAUGGCUCCUACACAUGUCAGUGCCACAGCGGUUAUAGCCAGGUGAUCACCCAGAACAGGAAGUUCUGUCAAGACAUUAAUGAGUGCAGCAUGCCCAACAAGUGCCAGAAUGGAAAAUGUGUCAACACAGAUGGAUCUUACACAUGUGAAUGUAAUAGUGGCUACACCAAGUCUUGGAGAGGCCUCUGUGAAGAUGUAGAUGAGUGCAGAGACCCUAGCUCCUGUCCCAGCGGUGUCUGCGUCAACACUCUUGGCUCCUUCCAGUGCCAGGACUGCAGCCCGGGGUUCAGGCCUGCUGGUGAAAGAUGUGUGGAUGUAAACGAGUGCUUGGACAAAAUGGUGUGCGGUCAUGGUAGGUGUGUCAACACAGAGGGUUCCUAUAGGUGCAACUGUUUCCAAGGCUACCAACUCUCACCGGAAAACAUUUGCCAAGAUGUGGAUGAGUGCGAGCUCCUGGGAGUCUGUCUCCAUGGCCACUGUGUCAAUCUGGACGGCACCCACAAAUGCACCUGUAACCAUGGUUACCAAGUCACUUCAGACAGCAAAGCUUGUGAAGAUGUGAAUGAGUGUACCCUGGGAGACAUGUGUCUAGGUGGGGUGUGUGUCAACACAGAGGGAUCCUACACCUGCACCAGAUGUAAAGCUGGCUACAGGGUCUCUCAGGACCGGAAAAGGUGUGAAGAUAUUGAUGAGUGCCAGUUCCUGUCUACCUGUGCCAAUGGAAUCUGUCUAAACUCAGAAGGAUCUUACACCUGUGAGACCUGCCCUAAAGGAUACAGGGUCUCAUAUGGUGGGGAACUCUGUGAAGAUAUUGAUGAGUGUGCGCUACCCACCACAUGCCCCCAGGGAACAUGUACAAACACUGAGGGUUCCUUUAUAUGUAUCAUCUGUCAGCACGGUUUCAGAGUCUCUGAGGACAGACAGAAGUGUGAAGAUGUGGAUGAGUGCUUGGUGGCUAACAUGUGCCCUGGCCAGCUGUGCUUGAACACCCCAGGAUCCUACAAUUGCAGGAGCUGUGGAGCCGGCCUGCAGCUGACUGUGGAUGGUUACAUUUGUGAAGACAUUGAUGAGUGCCAGACCCCAGGUGUGUGCCCCACAGGUGUUUGCACCAACACAGAAGGCUCCUUUUCCUGCAUGGCCUGUGACCCAGGCUUCACACUGGCACCCAGUGGGCUCUCAUGUGAAGAUGUGAAUGAAUGCAAGGAGCCUGUUACGUGUCUGCGAGGCCAGUGCACCAACACCAUCGGUUCCUAUAGCUGCUCUUGCCCCAGUGGUCUGGAGUUGGCGGAUGACAUGUCCUGCAGAGAUAUCAAUGAGUGUUUAACUAUCGUGGGGAUCUGUGGAGAAGGAGACUGUCUAAACACUGAGGGCUCCUACACAUGCGUCUGUCCUAAUGGAUAUACCACCAUCGAUGAAAGGGCUGGCUGCCAAGACGUGGACGAAUGCAGUAAAGACAAUGUGUGCAUUCGGGGCCAGUGUCUCAACACUGAUGGCUCUUUCCUGUGUUUGUGUGAGGCUGGUUUCAAGUUAAACGCUGACACAACUGACUGUGAAGACCAGAAUGAGUGCAAGGAGUUUGGAAGCUCAGUGUGUGGUACCUGGCUCUGUGAGAAUACCAUCGGCUCCUACCGGUGUUUCAUGGGCUGCCAGCCUGGCCUGGGGGAAGAAGAUGCCACAGGCUGUGAUAUUGACGAGUGCAUCAAUGAAACCAUCUGUGGGAAUCAUGGCUUCUGUGAGAACACAGAUGGCUCCUUCCGUUGCCAGUGUGAUCAAGGCUACACCAACCCACCUGGUGAUACAGGCAGAUGUGUUGACGUGAAUGAGUGCGAGAUGAGCUUGGCGGUCUGUGGGGAGGCCCUGUGUGAGAAUGUCGAUGGCAGCUUCCUGUGCAUCUGCCCCAAUGACAAUGAGGAAUUUGAUCCCAUCACCAGCCAGUGCCACUCCCUGGCCACUGUUGGUGACCAGAAGCCUUCUGCUCGCGUCCGUCCAUCUACUCCCUCAGCUCAGGAGAGAAAAGAGUGUUACUAUAACUUGAAUGAUGUCAACUUCUGCGACAAUGUCUUGUCUCGCAACACCACUAAACAGGAGUGCUGCUGCACUGUGGGGGCAGGCUGGGGGGACAACUGUGAGAUCCAUGUCUGUCCUGUCCAAGGAAGAGAUGAAUAUAACCAAUUGUGCCCCCAUGGCAGUGGAUUAUUAUCACUGCCGGGUUUCUCUACACAAAGUCUGGGAGAACGGGCUUACAUAGAUGCAAAUGAGUGUGAGAUGUUUGGAUCAGACAUUUGCAAAAAUGGAAAGUGUUCAAAUCUCUUUUCUGCCUAUACCUGCUACUGUCGCUCAGGCUUCUACUACGACAACAUCCGACUUGAAUGUAUGGAUUAUGAUGAGUGUGAACGUGAAAAUGUCUGUGAGGAUGGAGCAUGUGUGAACACAGCCGGGUCCUUCAGCUGUUUCUGUAGUCCUCCGCUGGUCUGGGACAGCACACAGCAGCGCUGUGUUAGCCUCAACACCACAGAAGAAACUCUAGAGUUUGAUCAAGAUGUGCACAUGGAUAUUUGCUGGCGGCAUCUGGAGGCAGACAACAUGUGUUCAGAUCCCCUCCAAGGCCACAGAACUACAUACACUGAGUGUUGCUGCCUGUUUGGCUUGGCCUGGAGUGGACAGUGUGCCUUCUGCCCCAGGAGAGACUCUGAUCACUAUGCAAUAAUGUGCAACCUUCCUCGGAGAGAAGGUACUGACAGUUUGCGAGAGCGGGAAGGAUAUGAGUAUGGCGUGGAUGUGCCAGAGGAACCUGUGGAGUCUUUUCUUCCUCCAUACUGGGACAGUUACGGUAGCCCUGCAGGACCCUAUUGCAUUCCUGAAAGUGUUCCUCUCUUCACUGACAAUGACUACAGUGUUGAUCAGUCACCUGCCCGUGUCCCAAUCCCACAACCACAGGAGCACCAGCCACGACCAGUGGAUUCCUAUGCUGGUGGGCAUAUACAUCCUUCAUUAUAUGCAAGGACAGACACGCGCUACGACAGCUUUGAGGGUCUCCAAGCAGAGGAAUGUGGCAUCCUGAAUGGAUGUGAAAAUGGCCGUUGUGUCCGUGUACAAGAGGGCUACACCUGUGACUGCUUCGAUGGAUAUGAACUUGACCUAAACAAGAUGGCCUGUAUAGACAUAAACGAGUGUGAGGACAUCAGCGACAAGGUGCCCUUGUGUCAAAAUGGGCAGUGCAGCAACACAGAGGGAUCAUACAAGUGCACCUGUUUGCCAGGAUUUGUGGUGUCUGCCCAGCCGCACAAAUGCAUCCCAGCGAUCCCGGAGUCUGGGCUUAGGAAGACAGGAAAGUGAGAGGGUGACUAUUGGAGUGCUGGCUUCUGCUGCUCCCUCAAAGAUCACCUUACACCCUUCUGCCCUAUUCCACAAGUGCCUGGCACUGAAUCUCCAACGGUACCACUGAAAUGUCCAGACCCAUUUCCUUACAUACACACACAAAUGCAUACACACAUAAGCAGACACACACACUUAUAUUCAACACAAAACAUAUUAAUAUCCCCUCAUACACAUUUAAGAGUAGAGAGAGAAUUGUGCAGUGAAUGUAUUAACAUGGGACUUAAUAUUCACCAGAAAUCCAUUUGCCUUAAAGGGAUUUUGUAGACUGAUCUUUAUUAUUCAGUAACCCCAGGCAAUCUGAUAUGCAGAUAUAUUUUCCACAUUAUUUUCACUUAUUUUAUUGUUGUGUUAUUUAUUUCAUUUACAUGACGGGUCUCUGCAAACUAAGGAAACAACCUAUUUCAGAGAGAAUACUUAAUUUCUCUUGUUUUAUUUGUCUCGCCAAAUGAUUCAGAGACAACAUGAGAUAAUAAAUGUCAUACAAAUUCAGCACUCAUAAAAUAGCCCAACUGACCAAUAAUAUCUUGCUCAGUCACUGUAAUUAACUUUGACCCUGGACUAAAGUGAUGCCAAAGUUGACAAACAUCACAAGUUCAAAGAAAGACCUUUUCCCACAGCCACCUUUCUAUGCCUUAAGAUGAACUAACUACAGUCUGAGGAUGAAGAAUGUCUGGACCAAGAACUGGGGAGUCAGCCAAACUUUCACACGAACAGCUUCAGUGUUUAUGUGGACAUGGAAGGACUGUAGAUGUACAGUAUAUGAUGAGCUACAGUACAUAAUGUUAAAAAAAGGUGCAAAAGGUAGAAUGUGCUUUCCUCUGUUUGCUACCAUUUUCACAAGCUUAAUUCCAGCAAUGAAGUAAGAAAACAUGGACUCAGUUGCUGAUACCAGUUUUUUUUCCCCCCUUUGAGCAGUAUUAACUUGUAACUUGUUUUAUAUUUGUAUACAUAGCAUCUGUUCUGUGACUUAUAGAAGUUUGAUACUAGGCUACCUUCUGGUCUAACUUAUGAACCUACAAGGUAAGGUAGUUAAAAUGAUCCAAAAAUAGCACUGCUUUAAGUGAAAUAUUGGUUUUAUGUACCAGUGUCACACAGGAAAAAGGAUUAUUUUUUCUAAUCAUGCACUUGCAACGCAAAUCAGGCCAUUCCCAUGUUUGCAUCCGAAUCCAUGUAGAGACAAAGGCUUCACUGGAGAGGUUUGGUAUAUUUUGUACAGAUCUAGUACUAUGUGUUAUUGUUGUUACACCUUUUCUUACUGCAUUAUAGCGCAACAAAUAUUUUAUUUGACAUAAAACAUAAAACGCAAGAAAAAUCUGGCAUUAAAGCUUUGUAGAUUUUUAUGUCUGUAAAAAUGUUUUUUUUUUCUUGUUAUGUAUAAGGAGAGUGGCUGACACUGUAGCAGAGGAACUGUGUGCAUACCCUGCCCUGUGGAGCAGACCAUGAACUAUAUUUUUUGAAGUGGCAGCACUGUUAUAAUUGGUCUUCGAGUUCAUUACAAAGAAAAAAUGCUUUCAAAAUGCAACUUGGCUAAAUAUUAGUCAUUAUUUCUUUUAGUAUUUGUUGGAUCCUUUUUUCAUGAACGUAUCACAAACAGUAUCAGCCUGCUUAUGCAGUUUAUCAAUUCCAACUCACAUUUUUUUUCUCUUUUAUUUAGGUUUAUUGCAUUACUUGAAUAACGGACUGAAUUAUUCAACAAAUCUCAGCAGCACAGAGUCUAAAUCUAGCUGUAGAGGACAACUAGAGUUGAUGACUUGCGCCAUUAACCUGCAUUCAUAACCUGUAUACAUACAGUUGUACAAAUGUUUCCUUCUCUCUUCAGCUGUACUGUACUUUACUGUGCUGUGGAAAGCACUGCUUGAACUGGACCGGAGGUCUAACAUUGAAUAACUUGAUGUUUAAACUUAAUGUUUUGUUUUAAAGUUGUGGUCAUUGCAAAUAUCAUGCUCAUUCGUUUUGUUUACCUCUUGACUGUAAUCGCUAUCAGUCAUCAAAAUAAAAACAUAGAACAUA